Molecule: messenger RNA, 4679 nt
Organism: Anopheles stephensi (Asian malaria mosquito)
Lineage: Eukaryota; Metazoa; Arthropoda; Insecta; Diptera; Culicidae
Gene: Eip78C
Product: ecdysone-induced protein 78C
Exons: 6
Coding region: 714-2348 (544 amino acids)
Biological process (GO): regulation of DNA-templated transcription
Molecular function (GO): nuclear receptor activity; zinc ion binding; sequence-specific DNA binding
Source: RefSeq, a predicted model, not a curated record
GCUCUGGAGAGCACGUAACAUGAAGCGAACACAACCAGUAAUCAGGAAACCGGGUCUUAAUGCAGUAGGUUCAGCUCGUUCCCGAGCACAGUAGGCUGUGAGAUACAUCAGAAAAGAAGAAAGGGCACACACACACACACAUACACGUGGGAUAAAAAAUAUCACAAGCUACUGCGAUUCGUGUACACCUGCCACCCAGAAAGUGCAUCCCAGGAAGGUGCAAUUUGCACCGGCUGCCAGUAAAAAAAAACCUCCUUACUGAGGCCUGAGCAUGGACCUGCCAGCAUAACGGGCUCUCCCGGAUACGCCGGAUUGGAGAUACAGCGGAGGCGGCGUUUGUGUUGGUGUGUGUCGCGAAUAAGAAGAACCACUCGCGAAAGAACGCGGAAAAGGAUGUCAAGUGUUGUGGCUGUGACGGCAAAACGGUCGUCCUGGUUCACACGUCACCGAGUGCUGGUGGUGCUCGUUCGCUUCGCGCUCCGUGACAUGUCGUUCGUUGGUGCGUGGUGUGACUUCGCUUGAACCUGCUGGCGAGUGCGUGUGUAGUGAAGUGGUGCAGCAGUAUGUGAUUAGAUAAUAGUGACCAUCAAGCAAUAGUGAAACAUGCAACAGUGAAUUUGUGAUUCUCCCGGAAGUAGCGAAAUGUAAAGCCCCCCCGUUUUUUGGACAACGAUCACUCGAGUAUCUCUCGUCGGAGAACACGGAGAACACAGAUGGAACAUUCGCCGUUCUCCAGUAGCAGCAGCAGCAACUCCAACAGCUCGGAAAGCUCGGCAAUUGCUUCCUCGACGACGGCCACCGCUAGUACGGUGCUACUGUACAAUACGGCCAGCCCGGAAGGACACGGAGUGCCGGUCGGUAGUAGCAGUAGCAGCGGCAGUACCGUCAAUGUCGGCGAAGUGUCCUCAACGUGCAGUGUCGGGUCGGCCGAUGAGACGGUUUCAUCGCCCGGCUAUAUCAACACGGCCACCGAAUCGUCGAUAUCCAGCUUGGAUGAUCUCAAAAAUGAAGACCCACCGUGUGCCGGUUCGGACGCCAGCUCAACGACGACCGCGAAAACGUUCGUCGCCUGCAAGGUGUGCGGCGAUAAGGCGUCCGGGUACCAUUAUGGCGUUACGUCGUGCGAGGGCUGCAAGGGUUUCUUCCGGCGCAGCAUCCAGAAGCAGAUCGAGUAUCGAUGCCUGCGGGAUGGCAAGUGUCUGGUGAUACGGCUAAACCGCAACCGGUGUCAGUACUGUCGCUUCAAGAAGUGUCUCUCGGUGGGCAUGAGCCGUGACUCGGUUCGGUAUGGACGCGUGCCGAAAAAGUCCCGAGAAGCGGGAAGCUGUAGCGAGGAGAACAUGAGCAUCUGCGUCAACUCGACGACACCUUCGGUCGCGCAGCUGAACGGUGGCGGUCACAGCACCAGCAACGGAAUGCCCACCACCACGACCAGCAUCACCACUUCUUCAAUCAACGGUAGCAGCAACACCGCCAUCAACAACAACAGCAGCACACCGAUGUCUACCAGUGGCUGCGCCGAGAUCAGCACCUCCACCACGACGAUCCUGCCCGACUCGAUGACAUUCACACCGCCGGAACUGUCCGUGUACGACAUCAUCCAGUGCAUUGCGCAGGCUCACCGGGGCCACUGUACCUACACGAGCGAGCUGGUCAAAGACCAGAACCGGAUAUCGUUGCUCAACUACAGCGAGAAACAUAACCCACUCGAAUCGCUCGAGGAUCAACGGAUCUGGCUGUGGCAGCAGUACGCGAUGCGCAUGACACCGGCCGUCCAGAGGAUCGUCGAGUUUGCGAAGCGAGUCCCAGGCUUCGGUGAGUUUCUGCAGGACGAUCAGCUGAUCCUGAUCAAGCUCGGAUUUUUCGAGGUUUGGUUAACGCACGUGGCCCGCUCGACGAACGAUUCGACGCUCACGUUUGACGACGGUGUGUACAUCACGCGACAGCAGCUGGAGGUGAUCUACGAUUCAGAGUACGCGAAUUCACUGUUCAACUUUACCACCGGCCUGAACAGUUGCUGUCUGAGCGACACGGAGAUAGGGCUGUACUCGGCCCUCAUCCUGCUGUCCGACCGGCCCGGACUGGUCGAGACGAAGCUGAUCCUGAAAGCACGCGAAUGUAUAGCGGAAGCGCUACGAGUACAAAUUACACGUUCGCGGGCAAACAAUGGCAUGAGUGCGCUACAGAUUAUGCCCGCCCUAGAGGCGCGGGUGCACGAGCUGCGCAUGCUGGGCGAGAAACAUUCCGCCCAUCUGGAGUGGUUCCGGACGAACUGGAGCACGAUCCGGUUGCCGCCGCUGUUUGCGGAAAUCUUCGAUGUGCCCAAAUGUGAGGAGGAUCUGCAGUGAGGCGUGUAGCGCUACUUCCACUAGGCCACAAGAGGCGUAAAAGUUAAGCAGGUGAUAGGAGUGACCCCCCCCCCCUCCCCCCCCAUUAUCAAUCCACGUACACAUCAGAUUAGAGGAGCAUCUCAUAGCUAUCCUGGCAUAUUGUAUGGAACACAUAUCACUGUGAAUAUCGAUGUGAAUUUAUCACCCACAGUACCACUUGUAGCCCUGUAGCAGAGGCAGCAUCCGACUAGAUAAGACCGACCGACCGAUUAUUCACAACGGAAGCAAAAGCAAUAUCAGGUUCGCUCUGAUAACAAAACGUAUGGUGCUGUUGUACACACGACCCAUAGCAAUAAGUAGCGUGGUACGGUGGCCCUGCUAACCGGCCACGGUAACCACAGAAACCACCCGGUGUACUGAUGAUACGGAAUUUCAGAUAAAGCCGAUACCGAGAGUAGAAGGGAGAGACAGUGUGGUACAGCUUACCAGCAGAUAAGUGAGGAAGUAAGCUAGCUAGUAAGUAAGCACGUAGUGGCCAUCAACAAAAUAGCUCGUUCGUUCGUACUCGAAUUCUUCGAUGUAUGUGGUGUCUCGUUGUGUGUGUGUGUGUGUCUCGCUGUUCAUAAACCCUUCUUCCUUCUCCAGAGUUGUGACAAUGCGAGGCAGGUUCUCGAGCGAUAGCAAUAGUAGCAGCAAUUGUAGUAGCAAUAGCAGUAGUACCUAUCAUACCCUAUAAUAGCAAAAUGCGUAGCCACAAAUGUUUUCCCGCCAUUAGCGAAACUCCAUUUUACGCAAAUAUAUUUCUGCGCAUAUGAAGCUGGCCGGGGAAGGGAGAAUAUAUUGAGCGAGCAGCGCCCAAACAAUCAGAUGCGAGGACUCGCAAGCUGUAGUAAGGCACAAUGUAGGCAACUUGAGACUUUUUAACUUAAGUGAACAAACAACUGGUGCUGUAAUUUUUAGACAAAAGACGAGAUACUAAUUUUAAGCCUGUAUGACCGGUAGGUUUUUCAUCUUCUUGGGAUCGAUUGCAAAACUGUGAGGAAUAUCCCAUUUGAAUUGCGCUUACCAACAACGUUGAUUCAUCAUCAUCCUCAUGAUGGUUGAUGGAAGACGAAAGGGCAGGAUGUUCUAACGUAUGCAUUAAAAAAUGAAGACUCAUUUUAAACGAUACCUGAUGAGCCUUUGUUUCUCUCGCCCUUAAGGUAAACUAUGGCUCUGGUGGCUUAAUCAUUCCUCUAGUUAGACAUUCCCACACAUUGCUACUUCCGUCAAUAAUUUUAAUGAAUAUUCUGGAAAAGCUAGGCAUUGUUAUAUGAAAUCUCAAGUCAAGUCGCGCCUUUUCUAAACAAAGUUAGACAAUUACCGUGACGAAUCCUGGCAUGUAGAGGCUGCGUGGAAUUUUGACCUUUUUAGCUUCCUCUGGGAACCUUGCUCUUUGGGAUAUUCAAACGAACGUUCCUUGGAAGAUGUCUCUUGUCCGGAUGCUUCCCCACUCCAUGACCCUUAUGGGGUUGGGAGACCCCAAAUUUCCGAUCGACAAGAUGGUCAAUCAAGUACUCUCUCGAAGGCCCUAAAAGACCCCAACUAAAGUCUCGAAGGAAGUACGUAAGACUCAAGCAAAAUUGGGCGGACUCUUGUGUCUGUAGCAAUUCAAUCUCCAUCACCAUUUAAAGUUUGUCUGCCUUUUCUAAUGCGUACGUUAGGAAUAGGUGCAAGGUUGUUAGUGAAUUUGAGACCCCCUCCCCUCACUAUAGUAGAAUCAUUUUAACCGUUCGCCGCGUAACCUUGUUGUAAGAACAUUCUAUUUAUCUACUGUUACUAUUUCGCUGUACACAGCUUUUACACAGUGUUUUUUAUUGAGAGGGCGCCGACUGGGAGGCAAAACACAAGACUCCCUGUGUGGGACAGCAAGUGAGACUACGACUUAGCUAUACGUAUAUUAUGAUAAGUGGAAACAAACCCGUAUACAUCUAUACACGUAUACAUAUUUUUGUUACGCAUAUUGUUGCCUUUUGAUUAGCGAGAUUAUACUGUGUGUGUGUGUGGGUGUGUCUGUGUCCUUCCCGGAUUUUUAGCCAAUUUUCCUGGGCCAAGCUUCCCGUGCCCGUGCGAGCCGGAAAGGAUUAGCUGGAUGGGUUGUUUUGCUUUCCUUCUUUGCCAACACUUGUUUUGAGUUGCAACACUACUUUAAAGAGGCAAGUUUUAAGCGACGCACACUUCGGAACUGACUGGAAUACAGAAAACAAAAAGAAUGGCCAUUCGUUGACAAGGAGUGUUAUAAGCAGACCGUGAAUAAAAUGGAAAUGUUUUAGUGUUAAGCAGUUUCACUACGCUCGAUACAACUCGUUA